This is a messenger RNA of Naumovozyma dairenensis CBS 421, 1017 nucleotides long. RefSeq names its product Aim18p (gene AIM18). Lineage: Eukaryota; Fungi; Ascomycota; Saccharomycetes; Saccharomycetales; Saccharomycetaceae. Gene Ontology annotation, molecular function: intramolecular lyase activity. The transcript has a single exon. The record is from RefSeq and is a predicted model, not a curated record. The coding region runs from base 1 to 1017 and encodes 338 amino acids.
AUGACAAUAAUGACGUUCACAAAGUUAAUAAGCAAAACAUCCCUUAGACAAGUAACUAAGAUAUCCAAUGCAAAGGCUAUCGGACAAGUUACCAAAUCAUCAAGAUUGACCUCCUUGAUGUUAUCCAACAAGCCUUUCCAAAGGAAGUUCAGCUCUACCACCGGUCGUUCCCAACAGCAACAACAACAAACAGAACCUCCAGCAAUCAAAAACUCGAAUGUUAUUAGAAACUCAGCCAUCGUAACAUUGACAUUAGCUGCUGCAUUCCUAGCUUACAAAUUUGAAGACUUGAACUUCAGCAUCAGCGAAACAGAACAAUACGUCGACGUAGACCCACAAAUCUCACCUUUCCCCAAAAAAAUCACACCUUCAAAAUACCCAUUCGAUCUAAAAUAUUCCCUAUUAGGUGUUGGGGUAAGAUCAGUAACCGUGGUUACAUUUAAAGUAUAUGCUCUAGGUAUUUACGUAGCUGAUAAGGACAAAUACAUGAUUCCAAAACUGUUUAACUCCAACUAUUUAUCAAAGGCAUUCAUUGAUACUUUCGAUUCGACCAAGUCUCAUGCAGAAAACUUACGCUUGGCUCUUAUGGAUCCUGUCAAAUCAACAAUCCUAAUUAAUGAAUUGUUAGAUAAUGGAAUCAAUUUGAUGGCUAAGAUUUCUCCAAUGAGGAACACGAAUUUCAACCAUUUGAGAGACGGGAUGAUUAGAACUAUAAAGAAACAUCCGGAGGCUGAGAAGAAUAAAGAAGCUUUAGAUAAGGGGAUAUUGGAUUUGAGGAAGGCGUUCAAUAGAAAAGGGGCAUUGGAUAAAGAUGAUGAUUUGUACGUGCAAUUAUUAAAUGAUGGUGCUUUACAAUUGACUUUUCAUAGUAAGAAAAGAGAUGAGUUCUUUAAAUUGGGCCGUUGUGAAGAUCCGAUCAUUGGCAGAUAUCUCUUUAGUCAAUAUGUGAGUGGCCCUGCUCCCCUUUCUAUCAUGACAAGAGAUGCAGUUGUUAAGGGAAUUUGUGAUUUAGUUUAG